Messenger RNA from Aaosphaeria arxii CBS 175.79, 708 nucleotides. RefSeq lists its product as uncharacterized. NCBI's taxonomy places the organism in Eukaryota, Fungi, Ascomycota, Dothideomycetes, Pleosporales. Bases 42 to 593 code for a protein of 183 amino acids. The transcript is spliced from 2 exons. The record is from RefSeq and is a predicted model, not a curated record.
AACAAAAGAUCUUCAAAGUUUCAUCCAUACAAUUGCUCACGAUGGCCCGCAUGGAACCUAUUGGAUCGUUAUGGAACCACGUCCCGAACCUUGCACCAUUCCAUCUCCUUGCCUAUUCGACUUUGCUAGGAAGCCAACUCUACCAGUCAUUUGUCAUGACGAAAGUCUGUUUCCAGGCACUUCCCCGUACAGCAUUCACUACCCUUCAGAAGCGAAUCUUUCCAAUCUAUUUUCAAGGCCAAUCGCUGCUUAUUGUCCUCACGAUUUUAACACAGCCACCACAUGGACCGAUGUCUUUCCUAAAGACGAAGUGGAAUUGGAUUCCACUGGCUCUGGCCGGGGCGACAGCUGCCAUGAACAUGUGUGUUUACGGUCCGAGGACCCAAAGCCUUAUGGUUCAAAGAAUCCACCAAGAGACGCGAGACAGAGUGCAUAAAAUCAACGAAGAAGUAGUAAGCAACGACAUGCAGAAACUGGGACGAGAAUUUUCUCGAGCGCACGCCAUGAGCAUCCAUCUAAACCUGGUCACCAUUUUGGCAACAGUAAUAUAUGGAUGGCGACUAGCGUCAAAAAUGGAGGUCAAUCUCAUGUAAGGGAAAGAAACAUGACAGAUCUCAAAUGAUAUACAUCGCAUCUCCAGGUUCUAUUAGCAAACAAGCUGGCAAUUGCCAAAAUAUAUUAUAGUUCGGGACAAAAUUUAGUUCCAGC